Messenger RNA from Hirundo rustica (Barn swallow), 1768 nucleotides. RefSeq names its product mevalonate diphosphate decarboxylase (gene MVD). The transcript has 10 exons. Gene Ontology annotation, biological process: isoprenoid biosynthetic process; isopentenyl diphosphate biosynthetic process, mevalonate pathway. The record is from RefSeq and is a predicted model, not a curated record. Gene Ontology annotation, molecular function: diphosphomevalonate decarboxylase activity; ATP binding. Gene Ontology annotation, cellular component: cytosol. Bases 35 to 1234 code for a protein of 399 amino acids. Lineage: Eukaryota; Metazoa; Chordata; Aves; Passeriformes; Hirundinidae.
CGGGGCCUGAGGGCGGCCGGCGGAGGCGGCGGCGAUGGCGGCGGAGCGCGGGCCGGUCAUGGCCACCUGCACGGCCCCCGUGAACAUCGCCGUCAUCAAAUACUGGGGCAAGCGUGACACCGACCUCAUCCUGCCCAUCAACUCCUCCCUGAGCGUGACUCUGCACCAGGACCAGCUCAAGACCACCACGACGGCGGCGGCCAGCCGUGAUUUCACGGAGGACCGGCUGUGGCUCAACGGGAAGGAGGUGGACGUGGGGCACCCGCGGGUGCAGGCCUGCCUGCGUGAGGUUCGGCGCCUGGCACGGAAGCGCCGCGGGGGCGGCGAGGACGCGGCCGCGCUCAGCCUUUCCUACAAAAUCCACAUCGCCUCCGAGAACAACUUCCCCACGGCCGCCGGGCUCGCCUCGUCCGCCGCCGGCUACGCCUGCCUGGUGUCGGCGCUGGCCCGGCUCUAUGGCCUGCAGGAAGAGCUGUCCGAGGUGGCCCGGCGGGGCUCGGGCAGUGCCUGUCGCAGCAUGUUCGGGGGCUUCGUGCAGUGGCAGCGCGGGGAGCGCCCCGAUGGCACCGACAGCCUGGCCCUCCAGGUGGCCCCCGAGACGCACUGGCCGGAGCUCCACGUCCUCAUCCUGGUGGUCAGUGGGGAGAAGAAGCCGGUGGGCAGCACGGCGGGGAUGCAGACCAGUGUGGAGACCAGUCCCCUGCUGAAGCACCGGGCAGAGGUGGUGGUCCCCGAACGCCUGGCCCAGAUGAUGCGGCACAUCCGCGACCGGGACUUCGAGGGCUUUGGCCAGCUGGCCAUGAGGGACAGCAACCAGUUCCACGCCACCUGCCUCGACACCUUCCCGCCCAUCUUCUACCUCACCGACGUGUCUCGCCGCAUCAUCGCGCUGGCGCAUCGCUACAACGCCCACCACGGCCACACCAAGGUCGCCUACAGCUUCGACGCCGGCCCCAACGCCGUCAUCUUCGCGCUGGCCGACACCGUGGCCGAGUUCGUGGAGGUGGUGAGGCGCAGCUUCCCGCCCGCCACCAACGGGGACCAGUUUGUCCGGGGGCUGCCCGUGGGCUCGGCCGCGCUCUCGCAGGAGCUGGUGGGCGCCGUGGUCACCGAGCCCGUGCCGGGGGCUGUCCAGUACAUCCUGCACACCCAGCCCGGCCCUGGUCCCCAGCUCGUGGAUGACCCCAGCCAGCACCUCCUGGGAGCGGAUGGGCUGCCCCGGAGCCGUGCCUGACCCUGGUGACACCCUGGGACAGCUGGGACGCUCUGCCGGCGCCAGCAGCAGCCCUCAGGACCCUGAGGCAGGCCUGCUGCAAAGCUGUCCCCAGCCCUGGGGCAGGAUGUGACCCCCGGGGCUGGUUUUUAAUCUUUUCUAAUUUGGAAAUAGAAGAUCCCUGUUUCCAGUGCUGUUUUGGGGUGUCGGGUUCUGUGUGUGGUGUUGAGGGGAGAACAGCGCCAGCCAAAAGGGGGAGACAGGAGAUGGGGACAUUCCCUGGGGUGUUCCCGUUCCUGCGCACAGCCCUGUCCCCCCGCAUGACCCCUGUGUCCCUUGUGGGGCAGCUCCCGUGCCAUUUGCCGCCGUGUCGUCACUGAUCCUGUCCCUUGCUGGGCCGAUCCCGUGCCCAUCCCUCAGAUGUCCCUGACGGACAGACGAUCCUGUCCCCCCGGGUCGGACUGACCCUGUCCCAUCCUUGUCACCUCCCGUGUCCCUCUGUCCCCCCGGGUCGGACUGACCCUGUCCCAUCCUUGUCACCCCCCGUGUCCCUCU